AUGGAGACUUUUAGACCUAAGGAUUAUGAAGUCUUUGUUGAGUUCCAUGGAAUUCUAUUGGAUAAACAUUUUGUCAAGUGUUGGGGUGAUGUUGAAACAUUCUUAGCAAGGUCAGAUGAUAUUGUGAUUGCUACUUACCCUAAAUCUGGUACCACGUGGAUUAGUGAAAUUGUAUAUAUGAUCUGUAAAGAAGGUGAUGUGGAAAAAUGCAAGGAAGAUACAAUUUUUAAUAGAGUUCCAAUCCUGGAAGGCUGCCAUCCAGAAAUAUUUAAUGGAGUAAAACAAUUAAAAGAAAAGGAAUCUCCUAGAAUAGUGAAAACCCACCUGCCACCCAGACUUCUUCCAACAUCAUUUUGGGAAAAGAACUGUAAGAUUAUCUACCUUUGCCGGAAUGCCAAGGAUGUAGUGGUUUCUUAUUAUUACUUUCUCCUAAUGAUAGUGUCUUACCCAAGUCCCGAAUCCUUUCCAGAAAUGGUGGAGAAAUUUAUGAAAGGACAAGUUAUGUAUGGUUCCUGGUUUGAUCACGUAAAAGCUUGGUGGGAAAAGAGAAAUAAUUCACGUAUACUAUUUAUGUUCUAUGAAGACAUGAUAGAGGAUAUCAGAAAAGAGGUGAUAAAAUUGAUAGAGUUCCUGGGGAAGAAGCCCUCAGAGGAGCUCGUGGACAAAAUCAUUCAACACACUUCAUUCCAGGAGAUGAAGAAUAACCCAUACGUCAAUUUUACAACAUUUCCAGAUAACUGUAUGAAUCACAAAAUAUCGCCUUUCAUUAGAAAGGGGGUCGUAGGAGACUGGAAGAACCACUUUACAGUAGCACUGAGGGAGAGAUUUGAUAACCACUAUGAGCAGCAGAUGAAGGGUUGCACCCUGAAGUUUAGAGAUGAGCUCUGAGAUGCUUCCUCUCUUUGUGUCUGAAACUGGAAUCUUCUUAAAAAUUUCAUUCAGUUUCUGCUGUUUUGCCUUUCAGUAGAAAUCUUUUGAAUGAUGAUGAUUUAAUUUAUUUCUAUCUUUUUAAAAAACUUUCUUAUCAAUUUCUGAAUAUUUUGAUAGCAAAAGACACAUUUACUUAUAAAUAUAACAUAUGCAUUGUCCUCAAACUUUUCAAAGAUUUAUAAAACUUGUUUGAUGUGUCUCCAUAUUUAAACAUUCAUACUACUAUAUAGUUAUUUUCUUGGUGAUACAGAUCAACAGCUAUAGAGGUGCUUUGAGAUUGGCAAGUUGGUAACCUUGUGACCCUGUUUGGAAACCAAAUAUACACAAAAUUAUAUGAAGAAAUUAAAUAAUUCUAAGAAUUAUAAAAUUACUUGAAGAUAACACCUAAAGAUUCUUAAAUGAUAGAAAAUUAGUUAAACUGAAAUAAAUGUUUUUUCUUAUGUUUUGAGCCUUAAAUUCAUCUCAUUAUAGACUGAAUUCUCUUGCUUUGGGGAUAUAUUUUGCUAUUCUUUCACCCCAAAUUACUCUAAGAUUCUUACCAAUGUUAUUCUCUGUUCAUAAUGAGAAAAAUUUCAGCAUUAGCCAAAGGUCCUACAAUUUUUGUUGGUUCUAUUACUGCUAAUUGAUGAACUCUUAAUUUUCCUUUCAGAACUAACUCAUGAAACUUUUCAACAUAAGUCUUUAAUUUUUUUUACUCUGUGUGGUGAAAAUAUACCAUCCUAUAAUAUGAUCUUCUCUGUGCAUUAUAAUAACUGUGGGGGAAUGCAUAGAAGGUAAAAAACAUAACCAAAAUAAAAUCAAGUUCUGUAUCUAAAUGA
This is a messenger RNA of Mesocricetus auratus (golden hamster), 1748 nucleotides long. Its product is annotated as sulfotransferase 1E1. The transcript is spliced from 7 exons. The record is from RefSeq and is a predicted model, not a curated record. Gene Ontology annotation, molecular function: sulfotransferase activity. NCBI's taxonomy places the organism in Eukaryota, Metazoa, Chordata, Mammalia, Rodentia, Cricetidae. Gene Ontology annotation, cellular component: cytoplasm. Bases 1 to 888 code for a protein of 295 amino acids. Gene Ontology annotation, biological process: sulfation.